CAGCUUCAUCUCGGUAAAUCAGAUUGCUUCAUUACCUCGCUAGCGCAGAUUGACAAGAUUAUUGACGAGAAGAACUACCCCGAACGCCUACUAGAGGUUAAGAAGUUGAAAGAACAGAUCCCCGAGUCCUACCACGGCUUUGUAGAUGUGUUCUUGAAGUCAGCAUCAGACACGCUGCCGCCGAGAAGGGAAAACGAUCACCAGAUUGAGCUUACUGAUAAGAAUACGUUGGGGUAUAGUCCCCUAUAUCGGUACUCUGCAAAGGAACUAGAAGCGAUCAAGGCCUAUCUAGUAGAGAACCUACAGAAAGGCUUUAUCGUUCCUAGUGCUGCCCCGUUCGGCUCCCCCGUACUAAUGGCUGCGAAGCCAGGAGGAGGCCUACGGUUCUGCGUGGACUACCGGAAGUUGAACUCUAUCACGAAGAAGAACCGCUACCCCCUGCCCCUGAUGGACGAGCUGCUGGAUCGGCUAGGCCGCGCAAAGAUCUUCACUAAGCUCGACAUCAGGCAGGGCUUUCACCGUAUACGAAUGCACCCUGAUUCAGUGGACUUGACCACGUUCCGCACCAAGUACGGAUCCUAUAAAUACCAAGUCUUGCCCUUUGGUUUAACCAAUGGGCCUGCAGCCUUCC
Molecule: messenger RNA, 631 nt
Organism: Aspergillus affinis
Lineage: Eukaryota; Fungi; Ascomycota; Eurotiomycetes; Eurotiales; Aspergillaceae
Product: reverse transcriptase family protein
Exons: 1
Source: RefSeq, a predicted model, not a curated record